CAUCGGCCGGGAGACUACGGCUGGAGCGACAGAGAAAGGCGCGUACUCGCACGCGCUGCGAAUUAUCACGCAUUCGCGUAAUUGCGACGCGUCUUCUGACAGGUUCCUAGCUCGGUUGACUUCUUCGACCUCUUCCUCGUCGUCACUAUGGCGGACGACGAGGUUCUCUUCGACGAUGUUUACGAGCUCUGCGAAAUUAUCGGCAAGGGACCAUUCAGCGUCGUUCGGAAGUGCAUUCAUCGUCAUACCGGGCAGAUUUUCGCUGUAAAAAUCGUCGAUGUGGCGAAGUUCACUUCUAGCCCUGGGCUCAGCACUGCAGAUCUAAAACGAGAAGCUACAAUAUGCCAUAUGCUGAAACAUCCACAUAUUGUGGAACUACUAGAAACUUAUAGUUCUGAGGGCAUGUUAUACAUGGUAUUCGAAUAUAUGGAUGGCUCUGAUUUAUGCUUCGAGGUGGUGAGACGCGCAACUGCUGGAUUCGUAUACAGCGAGGCGGUUGCAAGUCACUACAUGCGACAGAUCCUUGAAGCGUUGCGUUACUGCCACGAGAACGACAUUAUUCAUCGUGACCUGAAGCCGCAGUGCGCCCUUCUAGCUGGCAAGGAAAAUUCCGCCCCGGUGAAGCUGCGCGGCUUCGGCGUCGCUGUGCAACUCCCGACCUCGCAGUCCAAUGGCGUUGGCCUGAUCUCCCCGAGCUGCAAUUUUCCUUUUGAGGACCUGACCGACGCCGAGGAUUCGCUAGCGAGCGACACGGAGGACAAUAUCGGUCGUGUCGGAUGUCCGCACUUCAUGGCGCCGGAAGUUAUUCAGCGGCGACAAUAUGGGAAACCCGGUGAUGUCUGGUCGGCCGGAGUAUUGCUCCACGUUCUGCUAACUGGUACCCUUCCGUUUGUCGGAUCUCGAGACAGGCUGCGGGAAGCGAUCUGCCGUGGCCGGGUACAGAUGGAGACACCACUCUGGGAUCCCAUCAGCGAGCCGGCGAAAGACCUCAUACAGAGAAUGCUCACGACCGACGUAAAUCAUAGGAUCACCAUCCAGGAAGUUCUCAACCACAAGUGGCUUAGAGAUCGUGAUAAGGGUGCAGCUCGUAUACACUUAGCUGAUACUAUAGAAGAGCUUAAGAAAUUUAAUGCAAGGCGAAAAUUGAGCAAUGCCGUAAAAGUAGCCAUCUCCUCGUCGAAAUGGCAUGCUCCAUAUUCAGAAGCUAAUGGUGACAAUUUCUCCGAUGUCGGCGAUGACGAGAUGACAACAGGAGCUGUAGCCGAAAUUGUGGAUUCCUUGGAUGACAUUGAAAUCCUUGAAGAAAGUGAUAGAUUGUUACGGACAGAAGUUCUCAACGCAGUUGAUGAUCACCGGCUUCGAGCAAUUUUAGAGCUUUAUGACAGAAUCUCAGCACGUGUACCAACACCGUACCGAGCACCGCAGACGGAUGCAGCUCAACGCGCUCGAGAUGUCGAAGAGAUCCUUCGAGAAGCAGAGCAUUCGGCGGUGCGAAAUAUCGAUAGAGCCGAUCUUCGAGAACUUCACGAAUUAUUGGUUCAGCCGCACAUGAGGGCACUCUUACAAGCGCACGAUGUUGCCGGCCACGAGGUCUACGGCGAGGAAGCCACCAGAGUAACACCACCGCCGCUUCUCACGUAUCUAAAUGGUGGCGACGACCUCGAAGGACAAAACGGUGAUUUAGACGAGAAAAUCACUCGCGUCAGACUGGUGCAGUUUCAGAAGAACACGGAUGAGCCGAUGGGAAUCACAUUAAAAAUGAACGAAGAUGGACAAUGCUUUGUUGCACGGAUUAUGCAUGGUGGGAUGAUCCAUAGACAAGCCACUCUUCAUGUUGGUGACGAGAUCAGAGAAAUCAAUGGUAUACCAGUUCAGAAUCAAUCCGUUAAUGCCUUGCAAAAGAUUCUGCGGGAGGCACGAGGAUCUGUAACUUUCAAGAUUGUGCCGUCGUACAGGAGCGCGCCGCCCCCCUGCGAGUUGUUCAGGAUUAAGCCUCUGCCAGUGUUAAUUUUCGUUCGAGCACAAUUCGAUUACGAUCCAUUGGAGGACGAACUGAUACCUUGCGCGCAAGCUGGGAUUGCCUUUAAAACCGGUGACAUUCUGCAAAUCAUCAGCAAGGAUGAUCAUCACUGGUGGCAAGCGCGGAAGGAUAACGCGGCUGGUUCCGCGGGUCUUAUCCCUUCGCCCGAACUUCAAGAAUGGCGCAUCGCCUGCAUGUCUAUGGAGAAGAACAAACAAGAACAAGUAAAUUGCUCAAUAUUCGGCCGGAAAAAGAAGCAAUACAAGGAUAAAUAUCUUGCAAAGCACAACGCCGUUUUCGACCAGCUGGAUCUGGUGACCUACGAAGAGGUCGUGAAGCUUCCUUAUCCUGCCUUCCAACGGAAAACUUUAGUAUUAUUGGGAGCACAUGGCGUCGGUCGACGACAUAUAAAGAAUACGAUUAUUUCCAAGCAUCCCGAUAAAUACGCCUAUCCUAUUCCGCAUACAACGAGGCCUCCACGAAGCGACGAAGAGAAUGGUCGUAAUUAUUAUUUCGUAUCGCACGAUGAAAUGAUGGCAGACAUAUUAAAGCUUACACAUAAAACAUUACUAACCAUUAAUUAUCGAAAUUGUGUUAUUCCUUUCUUUAUAGAUCCUGCCUUCCAACGGAAAACUUUAGUAUUAUUGGGAGCACAUGGCGUCGGUCGACGACAUAUAAAGAAUACGAUUAUUUCCAAGCAUCCCGAUAAAUACGCCUAUCCUAUUCCGCAUACAACGAGGCCUCCACGAAGCGACGAAGAAAAUGGUCGUAAUUAUUAUUUCGUAUCGCACGAUGAAAUGAUGGCAGACAUAGCCGCUAAUGAAUAUCUCGAAUACGGUACACACGAAGACGCUAUGUAUGGAACUAAGCUCGAAACUAUUCGUAAAAUUCACGAAGAAGGCAGGAUGGCCAUAUUAGAUGUUGAACCGCAGGCAUUGAAAGUUUUACGAACUGCUGAAUUUGCACCUUACGUUGUCUUCAUAGCAGCACCUGCAUUUGCAAAUGUUACGGAUUUCGACGGUAGUCUGGAACGAUUGGCGAAGGAAUCGGACAUGUUGAAGCAGGCGUACGGGCAUUUCUUCGAUCUGACCAUCGUGAACAACGAUCUCGACGAAACGAUCGCUCAGCUGGAGGCCGCGAUCGAGCGCGUGCACACGACACCUCAAUGGGUGCCCGUUUCUUGGGUCUACUGACAGCGGUCUUCGCCGAUUCGUCAGAUCACCACCAUGGACUGCAACGGCUCGUCGAGAAUGAAGCAGUGAUCGCCGGCACCGUAACGGCCAUCGGCUCGCGAUCCAGCCUCUCGCGAAGAUCUGACGGCGACGCCGACAGCUGCCGGCAUCCGACAGGAAUACGCCGCGGGCAGUUAUGUCGAAUCAAUCGGAUAUAUACCAGAAAAACGUACUCGACGCCGAUCGGCUCGACGGUGAAACGAUCGACUGGAGUGCGUGACUAUAUGAUGGCCGUGUGUUCAUGAAGUUCUUUCCAUCUCACUGCGUAAUUGUUACCAGUCGCGGGACACGAGGGGAAAUUAGCGACGUGUCGGAGUCGUCCUGACGUCGAUGAGCGUCGUCGCACGGCGUCCACCAUCGAGACGUCGGACCUUUCAAAAAUGUGGAACGCGCCAUCAUCGAGCACGGCGAAAUCAGUGACGAUAACCACGUCACAAUGCGUCUGAAGACGGACGCCUUCUCGCGGACCACCAAUUUCUCCUGCACUUCCUUCUCCUUUUGUUCCUCUUUCUCCUCUUUUUCGAAACUUCGAAAAUAAAGGGAUAAAGAAAAAACCGAUCAGCUGGAACUCCUCUUGAACGAGACUACUAUAUACGAAUGCAUGUCUUUCUCUCUAUUCUGUACAAUUUGUCGCAUUCCUGGCACGGUUUCAGCGAAUCUCUCACAGGAAUUCCUCACGACUUGCAACCACUCUAGAGGCAGUUGUUUAUGACGCGUGUCAUGUACAGAGAUACGGCGACAACAAGCACCAAAGAAUAUAUCCUGUUUACGGAAAAUCAAACGAAAAACAAUAGCCGUUCAUGCUUUACGCGGAUGUCAACUGAACGGCUGCACCUUCGUAUCCUACCUACCCUGCGAAAUCUAUCAGUCGACUUUCCAUAAACUGUAAUUGCCUCCUAUCGUACUUUAUUAUAACUAUUUAAACGAAAAAAGCUAGAGAUCGUGCGGCACGGCAGUGCCCGUUAAUAUAUUAUACAUAUAUAGCAAAAGACGAGGGUCCUAUCGUAAUAAUCGAAACCCGUCUGACACCGUUCAAUCGAAAAGAGGGAGGGGAAAAAAAAGAACAUGAACUCUGGUGUGCUGCCGGCCGUCCGUCAUUUAACUGUAACUUUAAGCAGUAGAGAACUUCGCCGGUUUCGUCUUAGUACUUCUACUAAUAUCUAACGAGUGUUCAUCUCUUGUCGCAGGGAUCCUACUGCGACAAAUCUACGCGUAUGCUACGAGCGCUUUUUACGUUCAGUGCCGUCUUUUCUAUCUUUCUCUCUGUCGCGUCUUCUUUCAUUUUAUUUGCCUCUCUAUUUCUAACUAUCCACCGAGCUUUUUUCCAAAUACUUUCGGAUAAUCGGGGCCGCCGUUGGAGCGGGACGGCUCGCUCGCUCCCUCGCUUGACCGUGCACUUGCCUAUGCCAUUGCCAUUCGUCGUUAUUGUUCAUGAAACAUUAUCAGCUCAAAUAUUCAUUGAUGCACCACCGAGAUUGCGAUUAUACUCUGUACAGGAGAAGCCCGGAACCGAAUCGCACAUCUCGGACGAAUGCACGGACGGCGGAUAUCGAUCCGGCAGCGAGAAUUCUACGCUCUCACUCGAAAGAACUUGUAUGCAAUUAUUAAGUUGAUAUAUGACACACAUACAUACACACACAUACGUACGAAUACACAUGGGCACAUAUGUCAAAACUACAAUGCCACUCUGUUCGCAUUACUUAUACACCCUCGUACAAAAGCGCAUAAGAUCGAAUGACGAAGUAACAAAAUAAAAAAAAAAAAACGCGGUUUAU
This is a messenger RNA of Formica exsecta, 5027 nucleotides long. It is a transcript of the gene CASK, whose product is annotated as peripheral plasma membrane protein CASK. The coding region runs from base 148 to 3213 and encodes 1021 amino acids. Lineage: Eukaryota; Metazoa; Arthropoda; Insecta; Hymenoptera; Formicidae. The record is from RefSeq and is a predicted model, not a curated record. Gene Ontology annotation, biological process: protein phosphorylation; regulation of neurotransmitter secretion. Gene Ontology annotation, cellular component: plasma membrane; cell-cell junction. The transcript is spliced from 23 exons. Gene Ontology annotation, molecular function: protein kinase activity; ATP binding; signaling receptor binding.